Balearica regulorum gibbericeps (East African grey crowned-crane) is the source of this 249-nucleotide messenger RNA. The record is from RefSeq and is a predicted model, not a curated record. Lineage: Eukaryota; Metazoa; Chordata; Aves; Gruiformes; Gruidae.
UUCUUGGCAGGUGGAAUUUUUCUAGGUACCGUUGCUACAGCAGGGAUGAUAGCAGGUUUUGGCACCACACUUGCCAUGACAAAAAAGAAGAAUCCAGACUGGUUCAGUAAGGGGAUUACUGCCACAGCUACAUUACCAGAGAGUGGUUCGUCACUGGCCUUACGAGCCCUAGGAUGGGGCUCACUCUACGCGUGGUGCGGAGUUGGAUUGCUCAGUUUUGCCAUCUGGAAGGCCCUGGGUGUGCACAGU